GCGGGUACAAGGUUUACCCAGGAAGGAUUGAUUAAUGAUGAUGAUAGGAAUUUAAGGAUUUUAAGGAAUUAAUGAAAGGUGUUUUGUUGUUAAUCCGGCAUACUAGAAACCAUAUAUCCCUCAACACCGUUUUAUCUUUCAUCAAACGUAAUUCCAAAACAAACCCAUCACUGAAACUUCAUCCUCUCAAUCGGCCCCUCACGGGUUUGGAUAAGAUGUUUGUGUGAAAUCUUGGCCCUAUGUUCGUCGGAUUAACCUCGUAAGAGAAUAGGGGGAAACUGGGAAAAGUGGUUUUUAAGGUUUAAAGAGUGGAAGCCCCACUGGUGGGAGGGUUUUUUAAGGGAUGGAGAUAAGUAGCAGCUGCGGGGCGGCGGCGGCGGCGACUGUGAAGACGCCGGAGGCGGACACGGAGACGCCGACGGCGGCGGCGCGGAUCUACCCGGCGAAGCCGUUGUCGUACAGCAGCAACGGGGUGCUGAAACGGCUGAACCACCCCCGUCACGGGGGUGGGUUUGGGAGCAACGGGCACCACCACCCCGUGGUGGUGCACUACAGGGAAUGUUUGAAGAAUCACGCGGCGGCGCUGGGGGGGCAUGCGGUGGAUGGGUGUGGGGAGUUUAUGGCUUCGCCGACGGCUAACCCGGCCGACCCGACCUCCCUGAAAUGCGCGGCGUGUGGGUGUCACCGUAAUUUCCACCGCCGUGAGCCGCCGGAGGAGGUGCUUUCCCCGCACGACGCGGUGGCGGCGCUUGAGUACCAGCCGCACCACCGCCACCACCCUCCUCCGCCGCCGCCGCAGGGUCACCGCGGCGGCGGCGGCAGCGGGUGCCAUAGCAGCCCGAAUUCCUCGUCCCCGCCGCCGAUCUCCUCGGCGUAUUACCCCUCCGCGUCUCACGUGCUUCUCGCACUCGGCACGGGACUGUCCGCGCUACAAACGGACAACACCGCCCCCAUCUCCGUCACCGCCGUCACUCCUCCGUCAAAUCCUAACGCCAGGAAGCGGUUCCGAACAAAAUUCACCCAAGAUCAGAAAGACAAAAUGUUGGAGUUCGCCGAUAAAAUCGGGUGGAGGAUUCAGAAGCGAGACGAAGAUCUCAUCAACGAAUUCUGCGCAAAAAUCGGCGUGGAAAGAGGAGUUCUAAAGGUAUGGAUGCACAACAACAAGAACACCGUCGGCAAGAAAGACCAACCGGCGGCCGCCGCCGCCGAUGACAAUGCUCACGGUGUCGAUUUUGAUUUAGUUAGCACAAAAACCCACAACCUUGCCUCCACCGCCACCGCCACCGCCGUCGCCGCCGGCGCCUGUCAAUUCGACGUCAAGAAUGAAAACGGCAGCCGUAGUGUUACUGCCACUAAUGGGUCUUUCUAUUCUUCUUGAUCCGCCAUGGAUUAAAAACACUAGCUUUUCUUAGCUCUUAUUAGCUUUUCUGCUUAUUAGACUAGUGUACUACUUCUACUCUAAUUAAUUAACCUUCUGUUCACUGUUCUAUCAUCUUCUUCUCUGAAUGAUCUGAUCUGAUGAUGACAAAAACAACAUUAUAUUCUCCGGCAAUCUAAUUCCUUUAUGUUUAA
Messenger RNA from Ipomoea nil (Japanese morning glory), 1572 nucleotides. RefSeq names its product zinc-finger homeodomain protein 9-like. Lineage: Eukaryota; Viridiplantae; Streptophyta; Magnoliopsida; Solanales; Convolvulaceae. The record is from RefSeq and is a predicted model, not a curated record. Gene Ontology annotation, molecular function: transcription cis-regulatory region binding; DNA-binding transcription factor activity. Gene Ontology annotation, biological process: regulation of developmental process; regulation of DNA-templated transcription. The transcript has a single exon. Gene Ontology annotation, cellular component: nucleus. The coding region runs from base 344 to 1378 and encodes 344 amino acids.